This is a messenger RNA of Acinonyx jubatus (cheetah), 848 nucleotides long. It is a transcript of the gene CENPX, whose product is annotated as centromere protein X. Lineage: Eukaryota; Metazoa; Chordata; Mammalia; Carnivora; Felidae. The transcript is spliced from 5 exons. Gene Ontology annotation, cellular component: FANCM-MHF complex; Fanconi anaemia nuclear complex. The record is from RefSeq and is a predicted model, not a curated record. Gene Ontology annotation, biological process: kinetochore assembly; DNA repair; replication fork processing. Bases 112 to 348 code for a protein of 78 amino acids.
GCUCCGGACUGAUUGGCUGGAGGGGCGGAGGAGGGACUUCGGAGGGUGCGCCCGGGACAGACUGGCCUGGGGCUCCCAGGACCCUGUAGGGCGCGUGUCCCGGCGGCUGUCAUGGAAGGAACUAGCGGCGGCUUCCGGAAAGAGCUGGUGGGCAAGCUGCUGCAGCUGCAUUUUAAGGAUGACAAGACCAAAGUCAGCGGGGAUGCGUUGCGGCUCAUGGCGGAGCUGCUGAAGAUCUUCGUUGUGGCAGCCAUCCGCAGCGUCCGGCAGGCCCAGGCGGAGGACCUGGCUCUCGUGGACGUGGACCAGCUGGAAAAGGUGUUGCCUCAGCUGCUCCUGGACUUCUAGGGGCUUCCACCCCCACUGCGGCCUGCUGUCCAAGUCAAGGCUAAAGCCCCGUGCCCACGUUUCGGUGGCCUCUGGCUACAGACAAGCAGCUCCUGAUACCUGAGAUCGUCCGCCGGCCCCAAGGGCUGAGCUGGGUCCUGGCAGACACCCCACCCCUCCUGGUGUCUCCUCUGCCUCGCUGCUGACCGCCUGGACACAGGAGAUGGGGUGGGGAAGGUCGCCGAGGGGACGGGGAGGCAGGCGUCUUCCCCUCACACCCACGGGUGUCAGGGAAGCGCCCGGUCGUCCGAAUGCAGGUGCCAGGAAGCAGCGGGGUGCCGCUGGAGCAGGUGGCCUGUGCGCCUUCUCUCAGUGAGCGGAGGUGCGCACGGUCCUCACACCCCGACAUCAAAGCUGCUGUGUAACCUUUUAACCAUUUGAUAUUCCCCUCAGAAGGUGCUUCCCUGAGCCAUAAAUUUGCUCUCACAAGGCAACAUCAAUAAAUCAAAGCCGCCUCUCGG